Molecule: messenger RNA, 762 nt
Organism: Dalotia coriaria
Lineage: Eukaryota; Metazoa; Arthropoda; Insecta; Coleoptera; Staphylinidae
Product: eIF-2-alpha kinase GCN2-like
Exons: 3
Coding region: 250-762 (170 amino acids)
Biological process (GO): cytoplasmic translation
Molecular function (GO): protein binding
Source: RefSeq, a predicted model, not a curated record
AAAGAAAUUCAAAUUUUAGAAACAAUUUAUUAUUACCUUUAAUAAAUAGUUUAAUCCUAUAAUAAAGUCUAAAUUAUUGAAUUUAAAUUGGAUUGGUUGCAUUUGUCUCAAUUUUUUACUCUUUCAAUGCCAAACAUGCCGGGUGCAGAUGUUGUGUUUGUUUUGACAUUUCGUAUGUAUUUACCAUAACCUCCACUGAUAACAUUUUUCGAAAUGUUUAUUGCUGAAUAAACAAAACAAUAGCAAGCAAUGUCCAGCGAAGACAUCCAGGAACAACAAGAUAACGAAUUUGAGGCUUUGAAGGCGAUAUAUGUCGAUGAUGUGCGCGAUUUGCGUAAUUCUGCUUGGAACAUAUGGCAUCCACUGAAGUUUUCUCUAACUUUAACUCCACAACAAGGAAGCACAGAUGAAGCAAAUGCCAGAGUUGAUCUGCUGGUGACCUGCUCUGAUCGAUAUCCUUUUGAGGUGCCACAACUAGGCAUAUGCAAUGAAAAGGGCAUUUCAAAGGAAGAAGCUCAACUGUUGCUCAAGGGAUUGCAAAAAGAAGCUCAAAAACAUGUGGGGAAUGCCAUGGUUUUUGACCUGUCAAUGUAUGUACAAGAAUUUUUAUUUGAACAUCGAAAACCAUCAGAAACAAGCUUUUAUGAGCAGAUGAUUCAGAGACAACAGCAACAACAACUUAAAGAGCAAGCAAAGUUGGAUCAAGAGGCAAGUAAAUGUUUAUUCUUCUUCAGAAAAAUGCAAUUUAAAUCAGUUAAAUGA